AUGGUGGCGUCAUGGCGCGCGCUAGCGCUGCUGGCGGCGCUGCACGUGUGCGCGGGGCUCCCGGAGCCCGUGUACCACAACCAGUUCGCCGUGCACGUGCCGGCGGGACCCGAACACGUGGAUGACAUCGCGAGAAGACACGGCUUCGUAAACCAUGGACAGUCAAGAAGUUUAUUCAUUAACAAUGUUAACAGUAGUUUUGAUUUAAAAAGUAAACUUUAG
Arctia plantaginis is the source of this 222-nucleotide messenger RNA. NCBI's taxonomy places the organism in Eukaryota, Metazoa, Arthropoda, Insecta, Lepidoptera, Erebidae. The record is from the annotation of a GenBank genome assembly.